Molecule: messenger RNA, 1655 nt
Organism: Silurus meridionalis
Lineage: Eukaryota; Metazoa; Chordata; Actinopteri; Siluriformes; Siluridae
Gene: nipsnap3a
Product: nipsnap homolog 3A (C. elegans)
Exons: 6
Coding region: 305-1069 (254 amino acids)
Cellular component (GO): mitochondrion
Source: RefSeq, a predicted model, not a curated record
UUUGACUCUGUUGCGUCUCAAAUCCCAUACUUGUGCACUAAAUUGAAUGGUAUAUCAUUGCUAGUGCGAGUAUCACAAAUACAUCCCAAAUGUUUAAACGUGUCAUUGUAGUUUAAAGAUUGAUUUUAAAGUUUUUUAUGCUAGAUUUCAAUUAUAAUCGUAUUUUAGGUUGCAGUAAAGCUGUUUGUUCUUCUGUACUCUUUAGUAGGGUAGUAUGCGGAUUGGGACGUAGCCGUGUUUGAAGGCACGUAGCACUUGUCAGGAGGCAGUAGGGAGAUUCUCAGUGUUGUGUUAGUGGACAGACAUGUUUAAUAUAAGAAAUGCGCUUCGGAGAGCGACUGCUCAGGCUGACAGCGUCGUCUUUUGCAGAAAAGGACGCGAGUAUUCAAGGGCCUCGAUCUCAACCGGGCCGCAGCAACAACACGAAACUUUCUACGAAUUUCGCACCUACUACAUCAAGCCACACCUGAAUGCAGCCUUUCACAAGCUUACCAAUGAGAAGAUCCACCUACGCACUGCACUUUCUGAGCUUGUGGGGUAUUGGAGUGUAGAAUAUGGAGGUCUCAACCAGGUCUUCCACAUCUGGAAGUAUGAGAGCUAUGCUCAGCGGGCAGCAGUGCGAGCAGCCCUGGCACAAGAUCCUAACUGGAUGGAGCAGUACAUCUCCAAAGCUAUGCCUAUGCUGAGUUCUCAGGAUAAUGAAGUUACCUAUUUGGUGCCUUGGAGCAAGAUCCAGAAACCACCUAAAGAAGGAGGUGUGUACGAGCUGGUGUCAUUCCAGAUGAAACCAGGAGGCCCAGCUGUGUGGGGGCAAAGUUUUCAGGGGGCAGUGUGCACCCACGCAGCUCCAGGAUAUGCUUACCCUGUGGGUGUUUUCCACUCUGAGUUUGGACUGCUCAAUAGAUUGCAUGUUCUAUGGUGGUAUGAAAAUGCAGAUCAACGGGCGGCUGUAAGACACAAAGCCCACAGCGACGCUCGGGUUGUGUCUGCAGUGCGGCAGAGUGUUGCCUACCUGGAGUCUCAGAAAAACAAGCUGUUGUUUCCCUGCUCUUACUCUCCUCUUAAGUGAACAUUUAAAAGUGUACAUACUCCUACUGCUGAUCGGCUUUUGCUGUUUAUUGAUGAAAUCAGCGCAGAGUGUAAAGCUGCAGUUCUGACAACGGUCUGCUGGACUCCUUCAGUUCAGUGGUUUGCUUAUAGCUUUGAUGAUGUCUUACCAGUAUGUACAUGGUCAUGCAUUUAAAUGACAAUCAGGCAUUUAGAGUAUUGGUUUCUGAAUUUGGCAUGGCUCUUGCAGAUCAGAAAAAGUUAACAGCAGAAAGAUUUAUGUUUGGCACAUAUAUACCACAGAGUUAUUGACAAUUUGUAUAACUGCAAUCUGCAAUGGCACUAAAUUAUUCCAAAAAUGUAAUCACAUUUUUACUUGGGGAAAACUGUAAAAUCUAAUUAUAUUUAAGGUUUCAUUAAGUUGUAAAUGGUCAUUUGAUUUGUAACAAAGAAAACAUAACACUUUCUGCAUUUAGUUGUCUUUUCACAUAAGUAACACCAGACAUGUCUGUAAAUGUCAUUUCUUACAUAUAACAAUGCUCUAAGGCACUUAAUUGUAUAUCAGUUUAGGUGUAAUUUACUCAGAAUAAAAAAUCUCAUUCUUGCAA